AUGCAAAACGACCUUUUAGAUGAUUUUUGUGACUGUAUGGACCAGUGGAGCCGUGGUGAAGGAGAGUCUCUUCGCUAUGCCUUCGAUCUUGGAAAACUGUUAUUAAAAGCAAAUCAAAAAAAUAAGAAAAAAGAUGGAUCCACUCGCGGGAUCUUCAUUAUCGGUGAUCAGAGUUCUUCAAAGUCUACCACCGUGAAUAGCAUCAUCAAACAAGUCGCCCUUCAAAUGGGCAAUAAUACCGUCACUAAAAUUAGAACAUGGAUUGAGCAUCGAUACGAUUCAGAGCUUAAGGAUGCAAAGUAUGAACUGCUGAUAGAACAGCAAGGAAAACAAGAUAAUCCGAUUUUUAAAGACGGUACUCUACAGGAUUUAACCAGGGAAUUCACGAAACUAAACAAGGAACGUAUGGAUGAUAAAAAGGAUGCACGGAUUAUCAUUCAUUCCAACAUUCCAUCCUUUGCAAUCGAUUGCUGUGAUAAUCCGGGGCUGACGCCAACCAGUGCUGAAACGCAGAAGAUUACCGAUAAUAUUACGAGACGUACACUAGAAAUGGUGUUGGAACGUCAGAAGUCAAAAAAUGACAGUGUAGUGGUGUUAUGCAUCUCGGCACUGGUUUUUGAAAAUGCAUCUUGGCCGCGACAUAUGGAUCUGAUAGAAAAAAUCAAUGGCGACACACUGCUCGUCCUUAUAACAAGGAUGGAUCAACUCAAUAUUGGAGGAAUUGCCCAAGAGAUGAGGGCUGAUAAAGGCAUUAUUAAUGGGCUUCAUCGUUGUAGUCCUUUGGACAUCCUCAAGUAUAUUCGCAUGAAAAUUGAGCGUCAAGCUGGCUCUUAUAAAUUUCCAGAGGGUGUGCAAUUUUAUUAUGUAGCUUCCAGCAAUGAAAGUUGGGAUAAUUUGAUGGAGAAUGGGUGGAGCGCAUUUGAAAAAUCGGAAAACGAGAACAAUAAAACAUUGGAGAAAAUUCUAUAUAACGAAGAUGAAUGGCGUAGGUAUGGGAUUGAACUAGCUGAAAUGGGUCUGAUGCAGAGUGAAGAAUUAAAAAGUUCUGUCGGAAUGAAAAAAUUACAGGAAAGAUUGCAGCAGACCUUACAUAUCCACAUCGUGAAGGCUGCUGAAGAACUUAUAAAGGAUAUAUCGGAACGGAAAUCUAGCGCAAAUACAGAGCUGAAUCUAAAAAUGAAACGCCUCAAGCCAUCCAAAGAUCGAGCAGGGAUGAUAUCUGAAUUCUGCAAACAGUUUAUAUUAGUAUUCCAAACACUUUUUUCUUCACCGCUAUAUACCCCAACCAUUUACUCUGAUCCUUGGUUAAAAGAAUUUGGGGAAGGGAUCAAAAGGGCACGGGAAACUAGUGCAGACUAUGGAUGGUCAUUGAAGGAUAUGUGGGAAAUUUUUGCAACUCUUAGAGGCACCGACGGAUACGCAGAGUUUCCACCUGAAGAUUUUCAAGGCUCAAAUUUUCAUGAAUACAUCGAAAAAAUUGAGAAUUAUAUCUACCCUGUUAAUGAUCGUUUUAAUACAGCACAGAUGCUAAUACAACGAUUAAUACAAGAAUUUACCAUGCGAUCAACUUUAAUAGAUCUACCUAUGCUUAAUGUUGACGAAUUCGUUUCACGUCAAGUGCAAGCGUCAACGUCGAGCAAAUUAAGUUUUGGUGAGGCCGUUGAACAAAAGAUCAGUUGUGAUUAUGUCCGGAUUUUCCAUGAAUCUGAAAAGGGGAAUGUUGCAGGAAAUCCUGUUGUGCACGGAGGUAAUCAAUGGGUGGCUAUCUUUGGGGCCUUGUGUCUAUUAUUACAUGCAGAAUAUGCUGUCCGUAUUAUGCGCGACACUGCUUUUUCUUCCUUGUUACAAGUUCAAAGUGAUAACCCUAUGCAAGGGAUCUUGGUCUCUAAAUUUGAACAGUACUGGAGCUUGAGUCAGAGCUACAAAAAUAAAAAUUCGACGGAUAAGCAAAGUUCGGAGGAUCAAAUUGCAAACAUUAUGAAGAAGAUGAUAAAAGAUAAAAUGAAUUCUAAAAAAUCUUCACCUAAAAUAAACAAAGUAUUGCCGAUUGAAGAUCUUUCGUGGGCACUCUAUUCCAUGUUCUUUGAGGGCCCAUAUAAUCAUUUUAAGAAGACAUUUGAUGCACGUACUGAUCUAUUGGUGAUGACUCAUUCUACGUCACUUGUUCAUUUUUAUCAGUUGAGUGGCAUCUGCGUGUAUCAGGAUGAAGAGUACUUAAUCAAAUGGGCGGCAGAUAAUCCAAAUUCGGCAUAUGCGAGGGCUUUUCUGAUUACGGAACCGGAAGUCAAGGAAGGUGUAGAGGCCCUUUCAAAAGUAGUGGAAUCGCUUUAUCUUACCUUUGUGAGAGAAAACCUGCAAAAAAUCCAUAGAGGGAAAAAGAUUGAUAAUGAAUCUAAGGGCAAAACAGAGGACUAUUCCGAUAUUUUUUCAAACCUCUCGGAAGCAUUAACUGAACGAGUCAGAGCCAUUGUAAAAGGUAGACCAAUAGAUACAGAAGAUAAGGUAAAACUAUUCGUAAAUCUCGCGGAUAUGGGCAAAAAUCCGGACACGUUCGAAGAGCCUGAGAGUAAGACCCGUUUUUCCGAAAAAGAAGAAGCUUCCGUGAAUUACAUCUAUAAACGUCGUUUGACGAUGGGAAUUACAAGUAGUGUUAUCGACGCCACUCAGCAGCUUGUUAAAGUGCAAUAUGAAUACAGUCAUCCACAAACUGCCCCAACCCGGCAACGUGAACUACUUGGUCGUGUCGCAUCACUGAUGCUUGGAUAUGGGUAUCCCUAUCAUCCUGAUUCUCGCCCUUCAUCAAAAUGGUACCUCUCGCUAAAGGUGAUCGUCAAAUUUCUUCAAGCAAACGAAGAUGUCUUUGAAGCUAUGUCUAGCUCUCCUGAGGAAGAAUUCGACUAUAAAGACUAUAAAGCUUUACUUGAUAUUCGAUUACUAGAUUCACCGAUUGUCAAACGCAUUAUCUCCUUGUGCAGAUCUAUCGAUACUGAUAACAAUGAGCAUAAUUUCAGAACAGUGUCAAAUUAUAUCAAACGGCUUGAAGAUACAAAACGUGACGAUGAGGAUGCAUAUAUAAUUGAGUUUCUUGCCGACGAACGAUUCAAUUGGCAGCCAGACGAGGAAUCUCUAAAAAGAAGAGUAGAUGCUUUAAAUGAUGUUAUAAACAAAUGCAGUAAAUGGCAUUAUUAUCUUGAAGAAUACAACAAAAUUGCGGAAAAAGUCUUGAUGGGUAAGGAUGACAUAAAACCCGAAAUAGAUUUUAACGAGGAGGAAUUUUAUAGCAAGCUUGAUGAAUCUGCCGAUGAGGAUGACGAAUGA
Molecule: messenger RNA, 3318 nt
Organism: Ambispora leptoticha
Lineage: Eukaryota; Fungi; Glomeromycota; Glomeromycetes; Archaeosporales; Ambisporaceae
Source: the annotation of a GenBank genome assembly